AUGAGUAAUAAUCAAACGCGAGCUUCACGUCAUGCAUCUGGAAUUUUACCUUCCAAGCAAUUUUUUGCUCCAAGAAAACCCAUUUCACAACAAGCUUCAACUAGACGUAAACCUGUUGUUUUUUCUAAUUCUCAAAUUAAAACUUCACUGUCAACAACAACACCAUCUACUUCUACAAUAGAAAAUCCAACAUCACAUGAUCAAGCAUUUAACCCAAUAUAUGAUAGUGAUAAUGAUUUACAAAAUAACAGCAACAACAUAACAAUUGAUUCAAUAAUACUUGAACAACCACCAAUUUCUUCACAGGAUCCUUCAUAUUCUAUAAUAUUAGAACAAUCAACAUCAACAUCAUCAUACAGAGAUCUUAUUCUUCCAGGAUCUGGUGCAUUACCUAAUUCCAGAGAUUUAAAUAUGAAUAUCAAUAAUAAUAACAAUAUAUUUACAAUAAUUUGGCCUGGUAGAAAUAGAUUUUUCUUGGGUGGUAGAAUAAUGACAAGUAGAGAUUCUUUUGCCUUUUUGGUGGCAUUUUCAGCUUUAGUCAUACCAUCUGGACUUUUUAUGAUAUUUACAUGUCCUUUUUUAUUUUAUAAUGUUUCACCAGCAACAGUUUUUGUAUUCGUUUAUUUAUUUUUAUUAGCUCUAACAAGCAUGUUAAAAACUUCGUGGUCUGAUCCUGGCAUUAUUCCACAGAUUAAGGUUAAUGGACAAAUUAUUAGGUUGAAAUAUUGUGAAACUUGUAAGAUUUAUAGACCACCAAGAUGUAGUCAUUGUCGACAAUGUGAUAAUUGUGUUGAAAACGAAGAUCAUCACUGUAUUUGGUUAAAUAAUUGUAUAGGUCAAAGAAAUUAUAGAACCUUUUUUACAUUUAUUGCUACAUCAACUUUACUAUGUGGAUUUUUCUUAAUGUGGACUGUUGGCGGAUUAACAUGCUAUCAUGGUUAUUUAAUUAGUCAAAAUUUAACUACACACGAACAGAUUCGUGUUCCUAUGGCUAGAAGAAAUGGUAAAAGAAAUCCAUUUGGAUAUGGAAAUAUUUAUAUGAAUUGUCUUUGGGUACUUUGUAGACCUCUAACUCGAAGUUCGGUGAGCAGAAGAGCAUAUGUUGAAGAAGAAAAUUUAAAUCUAGAGGGUUUAAAUAAGGAUAAUAAUGGUGAUGUUGAUGAAACUCAAGUUAAAGUUACCCAAGAAACCCAAGUUACUAUAACGCAUGAAACACAAAUAAUAGUCGAAGAAAAUGAUAAUGACUAUGGUGACGAUGGAGAAGAAUCAAAUAAAAUUACUAAUGUAAAAAGUAAUAACGAUAGUAAUAAUGACAAUAUUAUUGAUAUUAAUAUUAAUGACAACGGGGGCAGUGGCAAUGGCGAAAUGGCGAAAUAA
Molecule: messenger RNA, 1377 nt
Organism: Entrophospora candida
Lineage: Eukaryota; Fungi; Glomeromycota; Glomeromycetes; Entrophosporales; Entrophosporaceae
Source: the annotation of a GenBank genome assembly